Aethalodelphis obliquidens (Pacific white-sided dolphin) is the source of this 2496-nucleotide messenger RNA. Its product is annotated as ATPase family AAA domain-containing protein 3. Gene Ontology annotation, molecular function: ATP hydrolysis activity; zinc ion binding; ATP binding. Bases 104 to 1864 code for a protein of 586 amino acids. Lineage: Eukaryota; Metazoa; Chordata; Mammalia; Artiodactyla; Delphinidae. Gene Ontology annotation, cellular component: mitochondrion. The record is from RefSeq and is a predicted model, not a curated record. Gene Ontology annotation, biological process: mitochondrion organization. The transcript has 16 exons.
UGCGCAGUCUCUGCCGCCGGCUCGCGGCGCGUGGACCGUGCUCUGCGUCGCGCGCGUCCGAACGGCUACGGGUUCCGGCGGCGGCGCGUGGAGCUCGCGAGCCAUGUCGUGGCUCUUCGGCAUCAAGGGCCCCAAGGGCGAAGGCGCGGGGCCGCCGCUUCCGCUGCCGCCCGUGCAGCCCGGGGCCGAGGGCGGCGGGGACCGCGGCGCGGGGGACCGGACUGGGCCCAAGGACAAAUGGAGCAACUUCGACCCGACGGGCCUGGAGCGCGCGGCCAAGGCGGCACGCGAGCUGGAGCACUCGCGACACGCCAAGGAGGCGCUGAGUCUGGCACAGAUGCAGGAGCAGACGCUUCAGCUGGAACAUCAGGCCAGGCUCAAGGAGUAUGAGGCCGCCGUGGAGCAGCUGAAGGGCGAGCAGGUCCGGGUGCAGGCCGAGGAGCGGAGGAAGACCCUGAGUGAGGAGACGCGGCAGCACCAGGCCAGGGCCCAGUACCAGGAUAAGCUGUCCCGGCAGCGCUAUGAGGACCAGCUGAAGCAGCAGCAACUUCUCAACGAGGAGAACUUACGGAAGCAGGAGGAGUCCGUGCAGAAGCAGGAGGCCCUGCGGCGAGCCACCGUGGAGCGGGAGAUGGAGCUUCGGCACAAGAACGAGAUGCUGCGGGUGGAGGCCGAGGCGCGUGCCCGGGCCAAGGCUGAGCGCGACAAUGCUGACAUCACCCGCGAGCAGAUCCGCCUGAAGGCUGCUGAGCAGCGCCAGACCAUCCUGGAGUCCAUCAGGACGGCUGGCACCGUGUUUGGUGAAGGAUUCCAGGCCUUUGUGACAGACUGGGACAAAGUGACAGCCACGGUGGCUGGGCUGACGCUGCUGGCCGUCGGCAUCUAUUCCGCCAAGAACGCCACGUCGGCCAUAGGGCGCUACGUGGAGACGCGGCUGGGGAAGCCAUCCCUGGUGCGGGAGACCUCUCGAAUCACGGUGCUGGAGCUGCUGAGGCACCCUGUGCAGGUCAGCAGGCGGCUCCUCAGUAAGCCUCAGGACGCAUUGGAGGGCGUCGUCCUCAGCCCCAGCCUGGAGGCUCGUGUGCGGGACAUCGCCAUUGCCACGAGGAACACCAGGAAGAACAGGAGUGUGUACCGGAACAUCCUGAUGUAUGGGCCACCUGGGACGGGCAAGACACUGUUUGCCAAGAAACUCGCGCUGCACUCAGGCAUGGACUACGCCAUCAUGACAGGUGGGGAUGUGGCCCCCAUGGGGCGGGACGGCGUGACCGCCAUGCACAAGGUCUUUGACUGGGCCAACACCAGCCGGCGAGGCCUCCUGCUCUUCGUGGACGAAGCAGAUGCCUUUCUCAGGAAGCGAGCGACUGAGAAGAUCAGCGAGGACCUCAGGGCCACCCUGAACGCGUUCCUGCACCGGACAGGCCAGCACAGCAGCAAGUUCAUGCUGGUCCUGGCCACCAACCAGCCCGAGCAGCUGGACUGGGCCAUCAAUGACCGCAUCGGCGAGAUGGUCGGCUUCGAGCUGCCGCGGCGAGAGGCGCGGGAGCGCCUGGUGAGGCUGUAUUUUGACAAGUAUGUUCUUAAACCAGCCACAGAAGGAAAGCAGCGCUUGAAGCUGGCCCAGUUUGACUACGGGAAGAAGUGCUCAGAGAUCGCACAGCUGACAGAGGGCAUGUCGGGCCGGGAGAUCUCCCAGCUUGCUGUGGCGUGGCAGGCCAUGGCGUAUGCCUCUGAGGAUGGGGUCCUCACCGAGGCCAUGAUGGACGCCCGGGUCCAGGAUGCCAUCCAGCAGCACAAGCAGAAGAUGCAGUGGCUGAAGGCAGAGGGGAGCCGGCCCCUGCUCCCAAGUUCACAGGCCGAGUGAGCCGGGCCUGGACACCUGCAGCACGCUGACCAGGUGCCCCAGCUCCCAGCGGACGUGGUGACACCACACAGCCGCCCCCCUCCCGGCGUGUGUAACCUUCCACUGGUCAGGCCCAGGGCGGCAGGGCAGCAUUAAAGGCCUCUGCUCAGGACCAGCUGCGCGGUGCAGCCUUGAGGUGGGGUUGGUUCCCCUGACCCCGCAGCUGCCCCCAGGACACUCCUGGGAGACAUGUCCCUCCAAGCCCGGCCCAGACAGGGAGCAGGCACUGUCCGCCAUGCCCGGGGCAGCGGCCAAGCUGGCAGCACAGCGUCCCAGGCAGAUGCUGGCUGCUGCAGCAGUGACCAGCAGUAGGGGGCCCGGCCAAGGACCUGACCUUGCCCAGUCCCUCCCAGGGCCAGACCCGAGCCCAUGAUGAGCAGAGCUGACCUCUGUGCAGCCCAGCUGUCCUCGGGAGGGCAGUGCCCUUGAGGUCUGUGAACCCAUAAAGCCGGGUGCCAAGAACCAGCCCAGCGACCCGCGAUGGCCAAGGAUGUGUGGAGCGGGGGUACUGCCAGCCCACAGAAGGCGAAGUUCUCCCGGAUUGGAAUUGGGGGUCUUUUUAUCCAGAAUCUAAUAAAAACUGACAGAUACGU